This is a messenger RNA of Saccoglossus kowalevskii, 1419 nucleotides long. Its product is annotated as transcription and mRNA export factor ENY2. Gene Ontology annotation, molecular function: transcription coactivator activity. The record is from RefSeq and is a predicted model, not a curated record. Gene Ontology annotation, cellular component: nuclear pore; SAGA complex. NCBI's taxonomy places the organism in Eukaryota, Metazoa, Hemichordata, Enteropneusta, Harrimaniidae. Gene Ontology annotation, biological process: positive regulation of DNA-templated transcription; mRNA export from nucleus.
UUGGAGACGAAAUGGCGGAUUAUCCAGAUAGAAAAGUUCGAGAUGCCCAGAUGAGGGCUACAAUCAAUCAGAAACUGGUUGAAACUGGGGAAAAAGAAAGGUUGAAAGAAUUACUUCGAACAAAACUUAUUGAAUGUGGAUGGAGGGACCAACUAAAAGCUUAUUGUAAAGAGGUUGUGAGGCAGAAAGGACUUGAGCAUAUCACGGUGGAUGACCUUGUUGCAGAAAUUACUCCGAAAGGCAGAGCUCUUGUACCAGACUCUGUAAAAAAAGAACUCCUCCAGCGAAUCAGGACCUUUCUUGCCCAGCAGAGCAACAUUUAAGGAAAAAUUUACUUUGUCUGAGACGCUUCACUUAUUCAGGGAUCAAGAAUAUCCAAACUUCUAGUCGGCAGUAUGUAUUUUACACAGCCCUGUAAUGUUGCUGUGAUGUCAAAUUAAAUAUUUAGAGGACUAUUUUAGUUAUUUUAUGCCAAGUUAAGUCUUGUUCCAUUUACUGUAGGUAACGCGUAAUGAUGGAUAUUCGACAUGAGAAGUAUUUGCUUCUUUAACUUUUUGUGUUCCCCUCCCUAAAUUCUCAUUUUGAGUUUUUAUCAUUGGCCAUCUAACCAUUUAAAUUUUCCCUGUCCCUUGCCAUGCGUAUUGUGGUCACCCUACCAAUUUCACCCCCAUUUCCCUGUAAAAUGGAAUAGUCAUUCAAUGAUAAAAGUUUGAGGGCUAUUCCAUAUAUUUAAAGCACGGUGGUGAACUGGUUGUUGUAACUGCAAUUACUCAAAGCAGAGACAAUUUAUUAAUCAAAAUCACUGAAUCCUUUUUUUUUCAUAAGAAGCAAAUCCAAGUUUAAUAUUUAUUUUAAUUUGUAACACGUUUAAAACAAAUUUUUGAAUACCAAUCUUUUCAAUCAUUGGUCAGCGCCAGUCACCUGACCAACUCAUGUGACAUAAAAUAGCCAAUUGCUGAACAGUUUUAUGUACAGUACUUAUAAUGCAAACAUUACAUUUGUAGAUGUAUGGUUUCAGUUUCACCAGAUAAUUACUAAAAAAAAAGUAUUCAUUAAUGUGACAAUGGCUUUUUUUAGCCAUGAAAAAAUAUAAUAUGUCGUAUAAUAUUAGGCUGGAGGUUUUUUACUUUCAGGUGACAAUCUCAUUACAUUAAAAAUAAAAUAUUCCCUGUAAAUCAUUGUUCUUGUCACCAUUUAUGCUGGCUACUAUUUGCUUUGCUAUUUUCUCAAUUCCUGGGGGGUGCUGAAAGACCUUUUUUUUUGGACCCAGAGUGAAACAUUUACUUACUGUAUUUGUACAAUAAUUUUGUGGUUGUAUUUUUUAGUAGUUGUGUAUUUUUUUUCUAUAUUUUACUGUAGUGUUAUGUUGUAUGUGAAUGAAAACUAUUUUGAUAAAAUAAAAUAUUACCGAAUUUCAAA